This is a messenger RNA of Thlaspi arvense, 240 nucleotides long. The record is from the annotation of a GenBank genome assembly. Lineage: Eukaryota; Viridiplantae; Streptophyta; Magnoliopsida; Brassicales; Brassicaceae.
AUGAGAGCAGCUGAAGAAGCUCUAGCAGCGAAGAAAUAUGAAGAACCAUCUUUUGAGCUAUCAGGGAAACUUGCCGAAGAAACCAGCAGAUACAGAGGUAUCACACUCCUCUUCAGUGAGCCAUCCGAAGCUAGAAAACCCACCCAAAGAUGGAGACUCUAUGUAUUUAAGGAUGGUGAACCACUGAACGGGAAAUGGAAAAGGAGAAACCAGAUGGAAAAGCUUAUUGAACCAGAGUGA